This is a messenger RNA of Colletotrichum navitas, 639 nucleotides long. RefSeq lists its product as uncharacterized. The record is from RefSeq and is a predicted model, not a curated record. The transcript has 2 exons. The coding region runs from base 1 to 429 and encodes 142 amino acids. Lineage: Eukaryota; Fungi; Ascomycota; Sordariomycetes; Glomerellales; Glomerellaceae.
AUGGAGACGCCGCAUUCUCAUAGCAGCCCCGAGUUUAUGGCCUGGGGGACUGCUUUCUCGAUGACCACUAGGCACGCCUCGCACGUCCGCGUGGCCGCCGCCUUUGCCAGCCAAGUCCCUAACGGAAUAUCGGGUCCUGCGACAGCAUGUUUGCCAUCUGAAAGGCGGAUACGGCUCGAAGACAGCGGCCGACUGCUCUAUAGAUGCUGCUCCAACGGCGGCAACGAGGAUGGUGGCGAUAGCCGAGCCCUCUCACUCAUCUCCUGUGAGUACUGGGAUUGCCGAGCGCAUGCACGCGCAUGGGACACUACAAGCCUGGCAGGCGAUCAGCGGAAGGCCAAGAAUCUGACUUUAGCUGAGGUGCAAUUGAAGUCUCUGUGGCCUCCGCGCUUCUCAGUAAUCCCGUACCCAGCUAUGCUUGGGAGCUGAUGCGGAGCUGACCUUAGUGACGGGCGGCGUUGGAAGACGGACGAGAAGUUAUUGCAUGCGGGAUAUGUGGAGGGGGUCGGGCGGCGCGGACACCGCCGAACGGGUCCGCCGGCAACAAUGGCACGAAACCAGUCGGAGGGAGCCUGCAGACUGGGGGCUGCUGGAUACACAUUUGCCAAUUUCUCGGUCCGCUUUGUAAGAGGAAAGACC